Malaya genurostris is the source of this 3110-nucleotide messenger RNA. RefSeq names its product dihydropyrimidinase (gene CRMP). The record is from RefSeq and is a predicted model, not a curated record. Bases 260 to 2050 code for a protein of 596 amino acids. The transcript has 8 exons. Gene Ontology annotation, biological process: pyrimidine nucleobase catabolic process. Gene Ontology annotation, molecular function: dihydropyrimidinase activity. NCBI's taxonomy places the organism in Eukaryota, Metazoa, Arthropoda, Insecta, Diptera, Culicidae. Gene Ontology annotation, cellular component: cytosol; cytoplasm.
UCUGGCGGCGCGUGUGGAAGUGUUUGGAUUCGUGGUUGAUUUUCCCGAAGGCAAAGAUAGCUCAUUUCUUUCUUUUCACCAAGUGAGGAAAAAAUUCAAUUAAACUAAUCUGUUCGCAGUGUAUAAUCAUUAGAUUGGUUCCAUCAAAGCUGCUAUCGUUGGUGUUACAAUACGCAUAAAUAAAACUUCAAAUCAGUGCAAUAGCGAAGAGCAACAACAUCAAAAUCAGAACCAUCGUUGGAUUAGGAACCUGUGAACGAUGGCCGCCCCAGCACCAGUAAAGAAAGUGCCAAUUCAUCUUCAGAGUGCACAAAACCGACUGUACAUAAAACGAGGCCACGUGGUGAACCACGACGGUAUCCAGCAGGCAGACGUCUACAUCGAGGAUGGAACAAUCAGAUACGUCGGCACGGGUGCGGAUUUUGUCGUCCCAGGAGGCUGCCGCACGAUAGAUGCUACGGGCAAGAUGCUCCUUCCGGGUGGUAUCGAUCCACACACACAUUUCCAGCUGGAGUUUGGAGGCACCGUGUCUGUUGAUGACUUUUACCAGGGUACCAAGGCGGCCGUCGCCGGCGGAACGACCACAGUCAUUGAUUUUGUCAUCCCGAAAAAGGGCGAAUCCCUGCUGGAGGCUUAUGACACGUGGCGAGUCCGAGCGGACUCGAAAGUGGUGUGCGAUUACGGGUUGCACGUCGCCAUCACCUGGUGGUCCAAAUCGGUCCGGGACGAGAUGAAGAUUCUGUGCCAAGAACGGGGUGUGAACUCAUUCAAGUGUUUUAUGGCGUACAAGGGUUUGUUCCAGGUGACCGACAGUGAGCUGUAUGAAAUAUUCGAAACUUGCAAAGAGCUCGGUGCAGUUGCUCAGGUUCAUGCCGAGAACGGAGACGUCAUUGCCAAGAACGUACAAAAGCUACUGGAUGCGGGUGUCACCGGGCCCGAGGGCCAUGAGCUGUCCCGCACGGAAGAAGUGGAAGCCGAGGCGGUAAACAGGGCUUGCGUGAUUGCUCAUCAGACCAAAUGUCCGUUGUACGUAGUGCAUGUGAUGAGCAAAUCGGCCGGUAUUGAGUUAGCACGUGCUCGACGCCGUUACAAUGGUGUAGGUAUUUUCGGCGAAACCCUAGCGGCCGCCUUAGGCACCGAUGGCACACAUUACACCGACAAAUGCUGGCACCACGCAGCCGGUCAUGUCCUGAGCCCUCCGCUCCGACCGGAUCCAACGACGCCAGAAUUUAUGAUGAAACUGCUCGCUCAAGAUGAUUUGCAAACUACUGGCAGUGACAACUGCACCUUCAACAAGAGCCAAAAAGAACUCGGUCGAAGUGACUUUUCGAAGAUUCCCAAUGGCGUAAACGGAGUCGAGGAUCGUAUGUCGGUCGUUUGGGAGAAGGGAGUGCAAACGGGGUUGAUCGAUCCGCAACGGUUCGUCGCCAUCACCAGUACCAACGCGGCCAAGAUCUUCAAUCUGUAUCCUCGCAAGGGCCGUAUCGCGCCUGGCUCGGACGCGGAUAUACUUAUCUGGGAUCCGAAGGAGAUCCGCACAAUCUCGGCCUCAACGCAUCAUCAGGCGUGCGAUUUCAACAUUUUCGAGGGCAUGAAGUGCCAUGGGAUACCGGAGUUUGUAAUCGUGCACGGCCGCGUCUGUGUGGAGAACGGAGUAUUUCGAGUAGCCGAAGGCCAGGGUUCUUUCCUGGAGACUCCGGUCUUUCCACCGUAUGUGUACGAUGCACUCAAUGGAAUCACCGAUCGAAAUGGUGAUGACAAGAGCGCCCGGAAUGGAUUGCAGAGUUUGGAUUUGAAUCAGAAACACGAUGUUGACAUUCCGGAUCCGUACGCUUUACCGGAAAAAUAUAUUCCGGGACCGGCAUUGAGCAUCAUGUCGGGGGAUUCGCAGAUUAGCACUCCGCACAGUGCGCGAGGUCACCGACCAGACGGCAGCAAGGAUAUGCAGCAGUCGACCUUCUCUAUCAGCGAGGAGCUCGAUGGAGGCGAUAAACGUUCGUGCAUCCGCGUGAAGAAUCCACCCGGUGGAAAGUCUUCGGGAUUUUGGUAAACUCAGCGAUUGAUAAUGCGUCUAAGCCGCUUCCAACAAAUAAUGUACCACUUUUUUCGAGUAAAAUUCAAAAUAACAAUAAAAAAAUACCAACAAUCAGCCCACAUCUCAGUGCGACGAGUCAGUAAGGAUUACAGGCUGAUUCGGAUGACGAAGUUGGAUUGACAAAGCAAGACACGUCGUGAGACACCGUGUUUAAAACUAAACCAAAACAGAUCAAUACCGUUUAGAGCAGUAGUAGUUAAGCUAACAAUUUACUAUAAUGCGUACCAAGUAAUAGAAUCACAGGUCAAGUAGGUAUUGCAAUCUUUCUACGUUCGCUCACCAAAAGAUGAUUCGAAAAGCACAUCAACUUAGCAACCCAGCAAACUCUGGGUCGAUUUAGAAUCGGCAGGGGAACCGAAAACUGUAAUGUCUUUUGAUUUUGUGAUAGAUCGAACAAAUUGAAAACCAAACAAAUAAUCGUACUAAAUACUUGAAUGUCUCUAGUUGUGCACCGAUUGAUGAUUUUGUUAGAUCAGCUUUAAAUAUUUAACUUAACUUUAUUUAUUUGCAACUCAUUCGCAAAGAUGACACAUAUUACUUGACAGGGUAAUAUUCAACUUUCGAGCAGGCUGAAAUGUGCAAUCAAAUUUCGUAGAAAAAUAUAAGAACACCUUCAAAAUUGAAACCCAUCCAUUCAAACGCACAAAUCAUUCAUCUGUCAUCAAUCAUUAUAACAAAAUCUUUUUACGAAUUGUCUACAUACUUAGAUUACAAUAAAGAAAAGUGUACCUUCCCGUAAGAAAAACCCGUUGCGAUUAAGUUUUUAAAUUUAGGCAACAACAAGGAAAACUUGUUGAACGUUUUUUUGUUCUUGUAAGCUUAGUAAAAUGUUUAAGCCCCGCGUAACAGCGAAUCGUUUGUGAACGUUUGCUUAUAUGAGAAAUUUAAAAUUAUAGUGGAUGCGUUUUUGUUUCCGUUUGUAUUUAGCGAAAUGCAAAAUGAAAAGUGUAAUUUAAGUUAACCCUAGCGUGGCUCUUGUAUUUGUGAAAACAAAAAUAUACUUAAUAAACUGAAA